Messenger RNA from Oncorhynchus keta (chum salmon), 2583 nucleotides. RefSeq names its product homeobox protein HMX3-like. Bases 517 to 1416 code for a protein of 299 amino acids. The record is from RefSeq and is a predicted model, not a curated record. Gene Ontology annotation, molecular function: RNA polymerase II transcription regulatory region sequence-specific DNA binding; DNA-binding transcription factor activity, RNA polymerase II-specific. Gene Ontology annotation, cellular component: nucleus. Lineage: Eukaryota; Metazoa; Chordata; Actinopteri; Salmoniformes; Salmonidae. Gene Ontology annotation, biological process: regulation of transcription by RNA polymerase II. The transcript is spliced from 2 exons.
UACAGCCAAAGCGCAAUGUUAGGGUGGACUUCGUUGUUAUCGCGUAGCCUACACCCCCUCUCUCUCUACCUCUCUCUCUCUCUCUCUCUCUCUCUCUCUCUGCCCGUCUCUCCCCCCUCGUUCUACUUCCCAUCUCUUCCUUAAUCCCAUUUGCCAUUGUACAUGCCCAAUCGCCGUAUACUUUCCGCAUUUAACUUGGAUGACAUUUUUAUUUCAUCAUUAGCAUCCGGCGCCAGACUGACGCGGUGGACACAGUUGCAUUUUGACUAAGGAGCGCACAAGACUUGGAUGCAAUAUCGAUAUUAUUUUGUUCUCUCUGAAGAAUAUUUACUUUUCUGAUGUGUAUUUUAUUUUUGUCGUUCUCGAUCAUUUGGUAAUCAAGACGAUAUUCCUAAUUUAAAACAUCGCAAAGAAGGACAAUUACCAGUCUUCUAUUUGAAUAAUAUCGCUGUUUCUAAGUCAUUUAACACUUAAAUUUGUGGUCUAAGGCAUUAGGACCACAACCUCCAAGCAGCAAUGCCCGAGACGGCGCAAGAGACGUGCACUCCGGUGAAAGACUCUCCCUUCUUCAUUAAGAACUUGCUGAACUGUGAUAGUAAACCAUCCAAACCCAAGCCCAUCUUCGCCUCGGCAAAGGUUGCUUUUGAAGGGGGCUUUUCUCUAUCCCAGGUCGGGGACUUCAACUUUCCUCGCUUUGAGUUACCCACACAGAGGUUUGCCUUACCGGCGCACUAUCUGGAGCGAGCCUCAGCAUGGUGGUAUCCCUACACACUCAGUGCAGCCAGUCAUCUACACAGAACCGAAGUUGCGGAGAAGGCAAGAGCAAGAGACUCCUCUCCAACCUCGUGCACGGAUCGCGACUCGCCAGACCUGGUGCUCAAAUCUGACCCAGACAGCAAAGAAGACGAGGACAACAAAAGUGGGGAUGAAAUAGUUCUUGAAGAGAGUGAUCCUGAGGACACAAAGAAAGACAGUGGGGUAGACGACUGGAAGAAAAACGAGGACGGUGGGGACAAGAAAGCAUGUCGAAAAAAGAAAACACGCACAGUGUUCUCCCGGAGUCAGGUGUUUCAGCUCGAGUCCACCUUUGACAUGAAACGCUACUUGAGCAGUUCGGAGAGGGCCGGAUUGGCAGCGUCUUUGCACCUGACAGAGACACAGGUAAAGAUUUGGUUCCAGAACAGAAGAAAUAAAUGGAAGAGGCAGCUUGCCGCUGAACUAGAGGCUGCCAAUCUGAGCCACGCCACUGCACAGAGGAUAGUGCGAGUGCCCAUCCUCUACCACGAGAACUCUGCCUCAGAGACUGGCAGUGCGACCGGGAACGUGCCUGUGAGCCAGCCGCUCCUCACCUUCCCUCACCACCUCUAUUACUCUCACCCAAUCGUCACCUCUGUGCCGCUACUCAGACCGGUCUGAAAAACAAGAGGUUGUUGUCUAUAUUCCUAACUCGUACAGAACACUACACAAUACAAACUAAAACAAUAUUUUUGUAAAGAAUAAAAAUACAAAUAAAAAAGAGAGCCAUGCUUUCUGUCAGAGGACCUAUUGCGCAUUUUUAUAUUAGACUGCAGUUUACAUUUUCUCUGGUAUAAUUUCACACUAUUAGCAUAUUGUUAUUAUUAAUAUUACAAGUAUUCUUCUAAUUAUUGUUAUAAUAAUAAUUAUAAUUAGGUCUAUUAUUAUUAGGCCUUUUGUUAUUAUAGCAGCUUUGAGAUCAUUUCCGCUAAGACUAUCCAGUUCACACUGCCCCAAAUUACAUUUCAGCAAGCCUGUUUUCCCCGCGCAGAACCAUAACAUUCAGGAAAUUACAUUGGAGUUAAUUUUGUUCAAUUUCCAUUUACAACGUGUGUUAUGACAAUUCGGUAACAUUGGUUUGUUUUCUAUCGGACAAUGUGAUUUUUGAUAUGGGCAAUACUGUAAGCACUAGCAUUUGACCCCAAGUUAUGCGAUAGACCCAUUCAAUUCAUUGUGUUUUCUCUUUGCUCAGCUAUUUAGGAAUGAAUAUCGGACAGAUUAUCGAACGGGCUUAUUUUUUCUUGACUUUUUUUUAAACUUAAAGCGCUUUAGCAGCGGACAAUCAAGAUACAUUGUUUUAUGUACAAUAUAAUUGUAGCUUAUAGGCUUAUUGUUUUUAUGUACUGAUUCUCAUUUCUGCUUGCUCGACAAUGUCCCUAUAGCACAACUAAGAAUUGAAUGUCAUUGCCUUUUGUGUUUUUGAAACUUGAUUAUGGUGUACAAAUGUAUAUGGAUAUAUUGAAUCGAGUCAAUGAAAGAAGCUACCAGGUGAUGCUAUUCCUUUGUACAGAAAAACACGUUUUGAUAUUGUAUUGCUGAAUUAUGUUGUGAAAUAAAUGGAGGUUAUUCCAUAUUUAAAUAUUUCAAAUCAGUGCGUACUCAAGCAUGCACAAUGAUGUAAUGAGGUGUAGUCUACAUAUGCCUCAGGCAUCUAUUUAAAAAUGUCUAAUAUUGCCUGUUUGCCUCCCAAACAAAUUAGGCAAUUGUCGACUUUCAAAACGUCUUCAUGAACAGGAUUUAUUGUUGCAUAAUGAAAAUGAAUAUAAAUAAACAAACAAUACAACUUUC